Messenger RNA from Osmerus eperlanus (European smelt), 2639 nucleotides. RefSeq lists its product as uncharacterized. The record is from RefSeq and is a predicted model, not a curated record. Gene Ontology annotation, cellular component: cytoplasm; nucleus. The transcript has 8 exons. Gene Ontology annotation, biological process: translational elongation. Lineage: Eukaryota; Metazoa; Chordata; Actinopteri; Osmeriformes; Osmeridae. The coding region runs from base 309 to 2639 and encodes 776 amino acids.
AGAGAGAGGGAGAGAGAGGUUGUCAGGGAGGGGGAAACGAGACAGUAAGCAAGAUUGUGCCUGCUCACAGACACACAGGACAGCACGUUGCACGGCUAAAGAAGACAGAAAUGGGUGGAGACAGGGUGGAGGAAAGAACAGGGAGAGAUUGAGAAACCGACAGUUGCUCCUCCAGACAGCCAGAGAGCUUGCCAACUACAGCCACCAUUAUCUCUCUUUUUUUUCAUCUGCGUCAAUAGAGGGGGAAAAAACCCUCUGCAUAAUUGAUCAACCUCUCCGUGUGUGGCUUUGCGGAGCUCUACUACGUCAUGCUAGGCCCAGCUCCUGGGGUUAGCUGCUUCCUGGCGGUGUUGGCGUUGGACCUGGGCCUCGUGCCGGUUCUGACACACUCUGCGCAGAAGGAUCCAGGCUUUUCCCUCUGCAGCCACUGCUUCUACAGACAGACCCCCCCGCUGGGGUUCUCUGAGGGGGGGCUCAGCUCCCUCUGUCACAGGUUGCCAGGGGGACAGGAGUUGGCCAUGCUCUACAGCCCGACCUGUGACACAGCUGUCUACUCUGCCUUCCGUCACAGCCGUGGUCGCGAGGAGAGAGAGGAGGAGGAAGGAGAGGCUGUGCCGGGGACAGAGGAGAAGCCAGACGAACCUGUCGAGGAGGCUGUGGAGGAUGAAGGGUCACAGAUAGACGUCCCUCCGGGGUUAAUCCCAGCUCUACUGAGCAGCCAAGGGGCUGAAUCGACAGACUCUCCCCUUCACUCCUGGGACUCCCUGGUCACAAAGGUGAUCCAAGACAGUUUCCUGCCCCAGUGUUCCUCCACAGGGGGUGAUGUCUUUGUCCUAACAGGGACCACGGGAGAAGAGUCAGGGGAGGCUUGUGAGACCAGGGUGGUUUGGGCUGCAGUGUGCUGUGCCGCCCCAGAGACUGGGUUUAAUGUGGGGCUCCUUAGAGACACCGAAGGAGGGGAGAGGGUGGUGAGCGUGAAGGAGCUGGAGGAGACUGUUGGAGUGACAGAGCUCUUUUCAGGAGGGUGUGGGGGGGCAGGUGAGGAGGCAGAAGUGGGAGUAGCUACUCUGGUUGAGGAGGCUCUGGCUAGAACUGUAGAACAACAGAAGGCAGAGGGAACAGUAGCUGAUUUGACAGAGGACGAGGUCCCGAACGAGGUGCAGAGCUAUGCAGCACCCGUCACCUCAGAGAGUCUCUCGUCUUCAGAAGACAACGAGGCGCUGGCUUCGGACACAGACUCGGACACAGAGUCCGGCAGCGCUCUGAUGUACAUCCUGUCCUCCUCUUUCUAUCUCCUCACCUCUCCUCUCCGGCCCGUCGUCUCCACCAUCACACAGCUUCCUGGACAGGUGACGUACGUGCUGCAGGAAGAUCUGGGAGUCCUCACUGCCCUGCCUGGAGACACCCUCUCCCUCUUCCACCUGAUGGCCUCUGACCUGGCCUCUGGCCUGGGCUCGGCCAAGGACCUGCUGGUGGGCCUGGGGCAGAUGUCCUUCUCCUGCCUGUACUCCUGCACCGCUCCUCUGCUGGAGGCUCUUCUCACCAGCUGUCAGACUGGGGUCAUGGGGAUUGGGACCCUGGCUGGGGAUGGGGUGGGCAUACUCGGAGGGAUGGUGGACAGUGCCUGGUGGGUGACCAGCUUGUUUGGGGGCAGGUUGUGGGAGCAGAGCGAGGGGUACGUGGGGGCUGUGGUGUCAGAGCUCGGGGGGCAGGCCACGACGGUGGGUGGGGGUGUGGGGACGUUGAUGUGGAGGUGUGGGAAUGGCGUGGGGAACAUUGUGAAGAUGGCUCAGGGGAUGGCCUCUCUAUAUGUGUCCCCCCAUCAUGACGACUUCAGAAGCCUUCAGGCUCUCAUUGCCGCAGAGUUCAGCACCUCUCAUCCUCGCACCAUCACAGAGGACCCGCAAGCCGGCCUUCCAGCCCGCCCUCGGCCCGCCCUUGUCCUGGGUCACGGCGAGGAGGAGUUGGUCUUGACAGGGUCCAGUGCUGUCGGCUGGUACCUGGCCUCUCAGGGGAAGAGGACUGGGACAGAUGCUAAGCAACAGAGCCAGGUGUGGCAGUGGAUGAGCUUAGCUGAUAAUGAGCUCGUUCCUGUAUCCUGUGCUGUGGUCUUCCCACUGCAGGGGGUGAAGGGAGUGGACAAAAAGGUGUUGGACCAGGCUCUAGAACCCAAAACCUUCCUGGUGGGAGAAGCCAUCACUCUAGCUGAUAUCUCCAUGGUUACAGCCAUCCUCCUGCCCUUCAAAUACGCUUUGGAGCCCGCAGACAGAAAGUCUCUGGUAAACGUCACCAGGUGGUUCACUACCUGUGUCAACCAGCCAGAGUUUCUGAAGGUCCUGGGGAAAUUUACGUUGUGUGAGAAAAUGGUUCCGGUAACUCCCAAGACCACCCAAAGCCCUGCUGCUAAUGCUGCUAAUGCUAACCCAGCCGAUCCUCCUCCUCCUGCUGCUGCUAAUGGACCCCCAAAGACGGAGGCUCAGCUGAAAAAGGAGGCGAAGAAGAGAGAGAAGUUGGAGAAGUUCCAACAGAAGAAAGACACGGAGGAGCAGAAGAAGAAACAGAAGCCAAAAAAGGCCAAACCAGAGAAGAAGGAGUUGGGGGUGAUCUCAUACGACAUCCCGACCCCACCUGGGAAAUGA